This is a messenger RNA of Hyaena hyaena (striped hyena), 918 nucleotides long. RefSeq names its product potassium voltage-gated channel subfamily E regulatory subunit 1 (gene KCNE1). Gene Ontology annotation, cellular component: membrane. Gene Ontology annotation, biological process: negative regulation of delayed rectifier potassium channel activity; regulation of heart rate by cardiac conduction; potassium ion export across plasma membrane. Lineage: Eukaryota; Metazoa; Chordata; Mammalia; Carnivora; Hyaenidae. Bases 20 to 409 code for a protein of 129 amino acids. The transcript has a single exon. The record is from RefSeq and is a predicted model, not a curated record. Gene Ontology annotation, molecular function: voltage-gated potassium channel activity involved in ventricular cardiac muscle cell action potential repolarization; potassium channel regulator activity; transmembrane transporter binding.
UGGAAACGUGAAGCCCAGCAUGAUUCUGCCCAACAGCACGGCCAUGACACCCUUUCUGACCACGCCGUGGCAGGGGACAGCGCACCAGGGCGGCAACAUGUCGGGCCUGGCCCGCAGGUCGCCUGGCAGCGACGACAGCCAGUUGGAGGCGCUCUACAUCCUCAUGGUGCUCGGCUUCUUCGGCUUCUUCACCCUGGGCAUCAUGCUGAGUUACAUCCGCUCCAAGAAGCUGGAGCACUCCCACGACCCGUUCAACGUGUACAUCGAGUCGGACACCUGGCAGGACAGGGACAGGGCGUACCUCCGGGCCCGGGUCCUGGAGAGCUACAAGGCAUGUUAUGUCAUCGAAAACCAGCUGGCCGUGGAGCGACCCAACACACACCUUCCCGAGAUAAAACCUUGGUCGUGACUCUGCAGUUGGCUAAAGCUGGACAAAUCCCAUUUGACAACCCGAUCUUUCUAAUCAUAUACCUUUUAUAUUCUUUACUGUAUGGAUAUAACUGGGGUUUUUGCUGUUGUAAGGGGUGAGGAGUAGAUUCAUGACCCCAUUUCUCUAAAGUCACAUUCCUUUUGUACGGGACCUCCAGCUGUUCCCCAGGACCUGAACUUCCCUUGUUAGUUUUAGCAGAAUCCCAGAGAUCAUAGCCUCUGAGAAUAAGAGCUGUACUUCCCAGACUCCCUUGCAGCGAGCAAGGUCAUGGGAUGAAGUUUUGGCCAGUAGAAGUGGAAGUGAUUCUAGAAAAGGAAAAGCUGUGUCCUCCACUUCCUUUCCCUUCUUCCCCAUGGCUGGGACCCAUGUCCACGUUCAUUACCAUGAGGUAGUGAACCAGCUUUGACUCUGGAAAAGGACAGCACUGGGGCGCCUGGGUGGCUCAGUUGGUUAAGCGUCCGACUUCAGCUCAGGUCAUGAUCUCAUUG